CACGCCCAUGACUCCUCCCACUGGUACAAUGGCUUCCAACAGAAUUCAACAGCUCAACGCUUUGCUCAACAAUCCCCGCUAUCGCACGCUCCUUUCUCUGGUCAAGGCUUUCAGGAAUGGACUAAUGUACGGAGUUAAAAUCAGGUUUCCACAUUCAUUGGUCAUGACAUUCCUCUUCCAUGAGGGAAGUUUAAAGGAGAAGUUCCGCUUUAUACUAACAGCAACAGCUCAGCAUGCAAAGAACCUAGCAUUCUUUGCAUUGGUCUACAAGUCUAUCUCUUUGCUGUUGAAUAAACUAAGAGGAUCGACUCAUCCAGUUCAUAACUUUAUUGGUGGAUUGAUGGGAGGAUAUUUAGUGUUUGGGACUAAUAAUAAAGUCAAUAUGCAGAUCAAUUUAUAUCUAUUAUCAAGAGUUACGAUUGGUUUAGCUCGACUUGCAGUCAAAAAGCAGCUAAUACCUGAGCCACAAUUCAAUACUUUUCCACUUUUUGCUGCCAUAGUCUGGGGACUAGCAUUGACGCUAUUUGAAUACCAUACUGACGUUCUACAGCCAUCACUACAGAACUCAAUGACAUAUCUCUAUCGUGACAGUACUGUCUGGAGUAAUAUCGCUGAUUUCUUAUUCUAUAGCAGUGCUGAAUUGUGGUAGAGAAGUGUUGGGAUUCAAAAAUUAUUUUUAAUAUUUAUUGUGUCUAAAAAUAAUAAUAAUUUCUACAAAAAUACACUCUGGAA
Molecule: messenger RNA, 732 nt
Organism: Amphimedon queenslandica
Lineage: Eukaryota; Metazoa; Porifera; Demospongiae; Haplosclerida; Niphatidae
Product: peroxisomal membrane protein 4-like
Exons: 4
Coding region: 8-649 (213 amino acids)
Cellular component (GO): peroxisomal membrane
Source: RefSeq, a predicted model, not a curated record